AAAAAAUAGACACACAAAGAAUGGGCAAACUCAAGAUUACUGUUAUUUCUGCUAGAAAUUUGGAAGGAAAGGAUGUUGGUGGUACUUCUGAUCCAUAUGUUAGAGUAACAAUUGGUUCCGUUCAAAGAAAGACUGAUCACAUCAGCAAAAAUUGCAAUCCAACAUGGAACACAACCUUGUUCUUUGAUUUGCCUCCUUCUGUUAAUCCAGCCAGUGAAAGUGCUGUCUUUGAAGUUUAUGAUUAUGAUCGUUUUGGAGGAAAUGAUAUUAUUGGUAAGGCAACAGUUGCUUUGGGAACUUUAUAUAAGGGACAACCACAACGUGUCGAUCUCAAAUUGCAAUAUUCCAAGUUGGGUACUUUGACUGUGGAAUUGUUGGCUGAAGAUUUUGGACAAGCCAUGCCAACUCAAUCAGUUACUCAAUCACAACCACUCAAUCAAGGUCCACCAGUUCAAGGUUAUGGUUAUCCACAACAACAACAACAACAACCAAUGGGUUAUCAACCACAGGGAGUGCAAGGUUAUGGAUAUCCUCAACAACCAAUGGGCUACCCUCAACAACAACCAAUGCAAGGUUAUCCCCAACAACAACCUCAAAUGGGUUAUCAACAAUAUCCACAACAACCACCAAUGCAAGGUUACCCUCAAAUGCAACAAGGUUAUCCACAACAACCACCAAUGCAAGGUUAUCCUCAACAACCAAUGCAAGGCUAUCCACAACAGCCAAUGCAAGGUUACCCUCAACAACCUCAAAUGGGUUACCCACCUCAAAUGGGUUACCCACCUCAAAUGGGAUAUCCUCCACAACCAUUCCAAUAAUUGUGUACUAUAAAUUUGUAAUUUAAACUAGCAAUUUAAUGCU
Messenger RNA from Naegleria gruberi, 861 nucleotides. RefSeq lists its product as uncharacterized. Gene Ontology annotation, biological process: positive regulation of gene expression. The transcript is spliced from 2 exons. The record is from RefSeq and is a predicted model, not a curated record. Lineage: Eukaryota; Heterolobosea; Eutetramitea; Acrasida; Naegleriidae. The coding region runs from base 21 to 818 and encodes 265 amino acids.